Oryzias melastigma (Indian medaka) is the source of this 1241-nucleotide messenger RNA. It is a transcript of the gene rab25b, whose product is annotated as RAB25, member RAS oncogene family b. Lineage: Eukaryota; Metazoa; Chordata; Actinopteri; Beloniformes; Adrianichthyidae. Gene Ontology annotation, molecular function: GTP binding; GTPase activity. The record is from RefSeq and is a predicted model, not a curated record. The transcript has 5 exons. Bases 386 to 976 code for a protein of 196 amino acids. Gene Ontology annotation, biological process: exocytosis. Gene Ontology annotation, cellular component: recycling endosome.
AUUUCCCUCCAAACUUGUUGGUUUGGGCGAACUGCGUCCCUGCGGGGGAGUAUUUUGAGUUUGAACCAGCAGCAGGUGCACGUUCAUCUCUGAAGGUCACAGAAACUCACUGCAAACUCGUCAAGUUCAUCCAAGAUUCCCUCAGGUUCUGCAAAGCUGACGUUUCAGGCAACCCGCUCUGCAUCUCCAUGGCAACAAGCGAGGAUUUGUUUGCUCAAGAAGUUACUCAGUAGUUGGAGAGAAACUCGGAUGGUGGAAAUAAAGCAGCAGUCGGAGACGGCGGAGUGAACAGUAACCCGAAAGCAAGCAGACACAGAUCAGGCUGUAAAAUAUUCCUCAGGUUGGACUUGAGGAGUUUACAGCGAUCAGGAAAAGAUGCACAUUGAUGGUUCUUAUAGGAGAAUCUGGGGUCGGAAAAAGCAACCUGCUUUCCCGCUUCACCAAAAACGAGUUUAGCCACGACAGCCGCACCACCAUCGGGGUGGAGUUCAGCACAAGGACAGUGCAGCUCAACAGCUUCACCAUCAAGGCCCAGAUCUGGGACACGGCCGGGCUGGAGCGGUACCGGGCCAUCACCUCUGCGUACUACAGAGGCGCCGUUGGGGCUCUUCUGGUGUACGACAUCACCAAACACCUGACGUACGAGAGCGUGGAGCGGUGGCUGAAGGAGCUGUUUGACCACGCCGACCCCCACAUCGUGGUAAUGCUGGUGGGCAACAAGACUGACCUGGAGUCAGAGAGAUCUGUGCCCUCUCAGGAGGCCAAAGACUUUGCAGAUAAGAAAGGCCUGAUGUUUCUGGAGACGUCCGCUUUGGAAUCCACAAAUGUAGAAGCAGCGUUUAACAGCGUCUUAGCAGAGAUUCACAGAAAGGUGAGCAGCAAAGAGGUGAUGCGAGGCCCCAUCAGCGCUGUAUCACUCAACAGCUCCCGAUCGGAGAGCACGGAGGAAAACAGACCCUGCUGCAGGAACAUCUGACCAUGAUGCCCCUCUACCUGUCGAGGAGCAGCCUUGGAUGCAGAAAUGAAUGUUUUUUUAGGGACUGCUUCCUGAGCGACAAGCUGCUGGUACGGCACAGUGACAGCUGAAAUGUGAGUGGAUGACAACUCUCAGGAAAAACAACCUAUGCAAAAAAGUGAUGUGAUUUCUCAUCAAAUCUGCAGCUUGUUGACAUUACAUGCACUGAGUGAGGAUAAGACAGAUUUUACUUCUUUUGAGGAAUAAAGAUAUAAUGAAAAUGAAA